Anopheles cruzii is the source of this 1013-nucleotide messenger RNA. Its product is annotated as ficolin-1-like. NCBI's taxonomy places the organism in Eukaryota, Metazoa, Arthropoda, Insecta, Diptera, Culicidae. The record is from RefSeq and is a predicted model, not a curated record. The transcript is spliced from 2 exons. The coding region runs from base 17 to 922 and encodes 301 amino acids.
GCGAGAGCGAUCGGUCAUGAAAGCUCUCGCAGGUUGUUUCGUGCUGUUCGUGGUGUGGUGCGGCCGUGUUGGUGCCGGAAAUUUGACCGGAUUCAGUUACGAGCUGCUGGCGUCCCGACUGGACUUCAUCCAGGGUCUUCAGGGGGAUCUGUUGGCCUAUACCAACCAAACGGCCGUCCAGCUGGAACGUUUAACUCCUCUUAUGCAGAAGUUUCUACUGCAACCGUCAAUAGCACAACCGUUAGCAGCACGGUCAUUGGAAACACUGGCAUCUUCCUGUCGGAAUGUGCCGUCCAGAGUGUCGGGACUGUACCGCAUUGAUCCGAACUAUCCGUUCCAGGAGCCGAUGACGGUUUAUUGCGAUCAGCAGUACGAAGGUGGUGGCUGGACCAUCAUACAGCGCCGAAGGGAUGGAUCGGUGAACUUUAUGCGUGACUGGGACAACUACAAGCGCGGCUUCGGGACCCUGCAUGGCGAGUUCUGGCUAGGGCUGGACAAUAUCUACCGCCUAACGAAUGUGGCUCCGCACGAACUGGCCAUCGAGCUGGAAGACUUCGACGGUGCUCGAGCCACGGCACGGUACGAUCUGUUUCGGAUCGGUGCGGAAAGUAUCAAAUACGCAAUGACAGAUCUCGGAAGCUGCGUCUCGUGUUCGGCCGGCGACUCGUUGCGUAUUCAUCUGAACGAAAGUUUCUCGACCUACGACAAAGACAACAGCAAGGCAACGUUCAAUUGUGCCGCAUCCUUCAAGGGCGCCUGGUGGUUCUACAAAUGUCAUCGCAGCCACCUCAACGGAGAGUACUUGCGAGGAAAGCUGCCAGAAUCGAUGGAUUCGAGAGGACUGAUGUGGAUGGAUUUCCGGGGAGAUAAAUAUUCACUGAAAUCCACCACGAUGAUGAUUCGACCACGCGCGAGAAAGUGACCGUGAUGGACAGGAUCGUGUACACGAAUACGAAUUACGAAUACACAACUUACAUUUGUAAAGAUAUACAUGUACAAGAUAUAAGACUAAA